Molecule: messenger RNA, 894 nt
Organism: Carassius auratus (goldfish)
Lineage: Eukaryota; Metazoa; Chordata; Actinopteri; Cypriniformes; Cyprinidae
Product: t-SNARE domain-containing protein 1-like
Exons: 9
Coding region: 112-894 (260 amino acids)
Biological process (GO): vesicle-mediated transport
Cellular component (GO): membrane
Source: RefSeq, a predicted model, not a curated record
GCAGAUGGUACAGAGUCAUGUGAUGUUUUGAGCCGGGUUGAAUCUGAGAGGUUCUCCUGCAUCUGAUACAAGUCCAAUUUGGCUGCUCAAGAAAUUACUGGAAGAUCCAGAAUGUCUUACGGAUCCAUUGAGCCGGGCUCUUUUGGAAGCAGAAAUCCAUUUGGUGGGCCCACAAGGCAGGGAUACCAGCCAGUAGCUACGCAAGUCAGUCCCUCAGAGCUGCAAGAUGUGUUCCAGGAAACCUCCUCUAACAUCUUUCAGAUCAAUGCUAACGUGGUAACACUUGAGAAGAACCUUCCAUCGCUGGGAACAUCCAGAGACACAGCAGAGCUACGGCAGAGUUUACAUUCCACACAGCAGCAAACCAAUAAACUCAUAACAAGCACAAGCCAGCUUGUUAAACAGCUCACUGACAUCAUCAGCGGGUCUUCACGGCAAGACAGGCUCCGUCUGACGAGACUCAAGACAGAGCUAUCAGAUUCGUUGCAGCAAUAUGGAGACCUGCAGAAGAAAAUUGCAGAUCGUUCGAGGGCCUUGCUUCCUCCUGCACAAAAGGACAGGAAACAGAGCCUACAGACUCCAUUCAGUGAACUGGUUGAAGAGGGGCCAUUGUUCGUAGCAGGGGAGGGCAUUGAGGGUGACGGACAAGCAUUCCUGUCAGAGAUCAGUGAAGAAGAUGUGGAGAUCCUGAGGCAGAGAGAAGAAGCACUGCUGCAGAUUGAGGCAGGCGAGGAUGAUGAGGGCUGCACAGGCGAGGUUGAAGGUGACGUGGGUGACUUGGACUUUGGAGUGGCUACAGAAAAAAGAGACUGGCCGCCUGGCCCACACGAAAACAAGGAUAAAUAUCUGAAGGGCCUUAAAUGUAGUCACACAAUGCUGAUGUUGUUACAUUAA